AUGGCACAUCCCUCACAAUUAGGAUUCCAAGACGCGGCCUCCCCUGUUAUAGAAGAACUUCUUCAUUUCCACGACCACGCUCUUAUGAUUGUUCUUCUUAUCAGCACACUAGUGCUUUAUAUCAUCGUAGCAAUAGUCUCUACCAAACUUACUAAUAAGUAUAUCCUUGAUUCUCAAGAAAUUGAAGUCGUUUGAACUAUCCUCCCAGCUGUAAUCCUCAUUCUCAUCGCCCUCCCCUCCCUCCGAAUUCUCUAUCUUAUAGAUGAAAUUAACGACCCGCACCUUACUAUUAAAGCAAUGGGCCACCAAUGAUAUUGAAGCUAUGAAUACACUGACUACGAAGACUUAGGCUUUGACUCUUACAUAGUCCCUACACAAGAUUUAGUGCCCGGCCAAUUCCGUCUUCUAGAAACAGACCAUCGAAUAGUUGUCCCUGUAGAAUCCCCAAUCCGAAUCCUCGUUUCAGCUGAAGACGUCCUUCACUCCUGAGCCGUUCCUUCCUUAGGUGUAAAAAUAGAUGCAGUCCCAGGACGAUUAAACCAAACAGCCUUUAUUGCCUCUCGACCUGGAGUAUUCUACGGACAAUGUUCUGAAAUCUGCGGGGCCAACCAUAGCUUCAUACCCAUCGUUGUUGAAGCAGUGCCCCUGGAACACUUCGAGAAAUGAUCCACUAUAAUACUUGAAGAUGCCU
Molecule: messenger RNA, 691 nt
Organism: Oncorhynchus keta (chum salmon)
Lineage: Eukaryota; Metazoa; Chordata; Actinopteri; Salmoniformes; Salmonidae
Source: the annotation of a RefSeq genome assembly